Funneliformis caledonium is the source of this 5586-nucleotide messenger RNA. NCBI's taxonomy places the organism in Eukaryota, Fungi, Glomeromycota, Glomeromycetes, Glomerales, Glomeraceae. The record is from the annotation of a GenBank genome assembly.
AUGUCUUCAUUCACAACAAUCCCACAAUUCACGCAACCAAUCUCAAAAACUUCCCCCAUUGGAAUUAUCGGUGCAGGCCCUGCCGGCAUAUCAAUAGCUUAUAAUUUACGAAAAGAAGGAUACAAAAACAUCACGAUCCUUGAAUCAUCAUCACACAUCGCAGGGAAAUCCGCUACCUUCUAUCAUGAAAAUAAAGGUUAUGAUGUAGGAGCAUUGAUGGUCGGCCAUAAUUACACGAAUAUAAAAGCUCUCGCCUCUGAACUUGAUUGCCCUCUUGAAACAUUUUGCGGCCGUGCACUCGAUAUCGAUAAUAAUACCUACUACGUAGAUAACACAGAUAAAAUUGGUAUCUACCCCAAACUGCUGCCUAACCUAAACCAUUACUUGGAAGAGAAACAAUCCUUUUUGGAUAUCUCUCGACCUGGUCAUGGUCAAUUAAGUGAAUGUGAACUAUACGCACCCAUCACCCAAUUCUUAAAGGACCGAGACAUGCCCUAUUUAAAGGACGCUUGGAGUUUGGCUUACACCAGUGCUGGAUACGGUUACGUUGAGGAUGAUAUUCCAGCAGCCUACUUCCUCAAAUUUAUUGAAAAUUCCGAAAAUACGAUUUCGUAUUUUAAAAACGGUUUCCAAGACUUUUGGUCAAAGAUGGCAGAGAAACUCAAUGUGAUAUGCAAUGCCAAAGUCAUAUCGGUUGAUCGUUCUCUCAAACAACAAAAUUUAGGACCAAUACUUGUCACAAUUCAAAAUUCCCUCCAAGACUUCUCCCAAACCCUCGCAUUCGACCACAUCAUCAUUGCCACGAACCCUCGUCAAACCGAACAAUUCCUUUUACCAACUCCGGUAGAAAAGGACCUCUUCUCAAAAAUCAUCACCUUCGAAUUUUAUACAAUCAUCGCCACAGUCAAGAAUCUACCAACAAAAGUUGGGAUGACAACCAUCCCAAAGUUUUGUUCGGAUAAACGUUAUGUUGGUCACAUCACUGCGUAUUACUGCGCUUAUGAUGGAGUUCCAACUUACAUCUUCUAUGCAUACGGAAAUAAAGAAAUCGGUCCUGAAAAGGUUACCGAAAUGGUCAAACAAGAUAUUAUAGAUAUGGGCGGAGACCUAGAGGAAAUACAUUAUAAUAAACGAUGGGAUUUCUUUCCUCAUGUUUCCUCACUAGAAAUGGCAAGAGGCUUUUACAGCAAGGUUGAGAACAUGCAAGGACAAAAUGGAACUUUCUAUGUCGGUGGCUGGUUAGACUUUGAGCUAACCGAGAAUUGUGUAUCCUAUUCACGUGAUUUGGUCAGGCGAUUCUUCAACCUUUCCAAUAAUCCAGAAAAAUCGGCACAUUUACCAAUCCAAUCGCAAAUUGAGAUCAAGCCUGCCUCCACGCUUAAUUGGGGUAUGGUGUUACGUUUAGCUGCCAAACGGUUCCCUAAUAAAAUCGCCUUCACCUGGGUCGAUGUUAACAUCCGGGCGGAGGCGACGAUCUCAUAUGCACAAUUAUACAAGCAGGCCCGAUCUGUGGCUCACUAUUUAAGGAAUAAAGCGGGACAUAAAGUUGGUGACCCAAUCUUACUAUGUUAUGCCCCCGGUCUUAAAUUCCUUCCGAUUUUAUUUGGUUGUAUGUUAGCAGGAAUAAUCGCUGUUCCAAUAGCCCCACCAAAUCUUGCAACGGCCGAAAAAGAUAUUGCCAGGUUCAAAUAUUUAGCCCAAACUACUGGUGCAAAGUUAGUAUUUUCGGACCGAAAUUACAUGAAUUAUACCAGAUUGUACGCCGCUAGUAGUUUUAUUGGGAUCGGAAAAAAGGUCGACUGGCCUGAAGAUUUAACUUGGGUUGAAGGAGAAAGCAUCGUUUCAUCAUCGGAACUAUUUGAUGAAAAAUUAAUUGAAACAGUAGGAUGUGAAAACGUUGCCGUUUUACAAUUCUCUUCCGGAAGUACGGGGGAUCCAAAAGGUGUCAUGUUAACCCAUAAAAAUCUCUUACACAACGUGGACCUGAUGCAAAAUGAAAUCAACCUGGAUGAGGACAGUACGAUAGCCUUCUGGGUACCACAAUUUCAUGACCUUGGCCUGAUCGGGGGUUUCUUAAAUACGAUUCGGGGAGGAUGUCAGUCAGUCGUUAUGUCACCUUUAACAUUUUUACAAAAUCCUGCCAGCUGGCUUCAGAUGAUAACGAAUUAUCAAGCCACGUUUACUGCGGCCCCAAACUUUGCCUACGAAUUAGUGGCUCGAAAAUGUGAAGAUAAGAUUAUUGGAAAGUUGGACUUCACCUCAUUACGUGGUGCUUUUAAUGGUGCUGAACCUGUACGUUGGUCAACCUUGAAAUCCUUUGCCAAAAAAUUCGGACCCGCAGGAUUUAAACUUUCAACAUUCAAGUGCCUUUAUGGCUUAGCUGAACAUUGUGCUUACUCGGUAGGGUUCAGGAACAAACAUGAUAUUCCAACGGUUAUAGACAUCGAUCCCGAUUUACUUCGUGAAGGACGGGUUAAAAUUCAAAGUGGACAUCAAGAAAAUAAUAUCGUUUCAACUGGUGUGCCUAAUUUGGCCAUGCAAGUUGAAGUUAGAGUUGUUGAUCAAGAAACCAGCCAACUUUGUUCUCCAAACGUUAUUGGUGAGGUUUGGGUAUCUAGUCCUAGUGUUGGAAAGGGUUAUUAUGGAAAGAAGGAGAUAAGCGAAGACACAUUCAAAGCAAAGUUGGGCAAUAACGACCACGGUAAUUGGGUUACUGAUAGUGGAAGUUUCUUAAGGACCGGUGACCUUGGAUUCCUACAUAAUGGGGAACUCUUUAUUACAGGACGCCAAAAGGAUGUGAUUAUUAUCAAUGGUAAGAAUCAUUACCCACAGGACAUCGAAUUGACAGUUCAACAAUGUCAUAAUGAUAUUCGACCUGGAUGCAUUUGCGCAAUCAAUCAUUCCGAUGCCGAAAAUGGCACAGAGUCGCUUGUCGUCCUCGUUGAGAUCAGACAACAAAAGGUGAUUCAACAAGAGACCUUACAAGAAAUUUGUGAUUGCAUCUCACGAGCCGUUCCAGGAAACCAUGGUCUUCCAUGUCAACGCAUUGUACUAUUAAAGCAACAUAGUUUGCCAAAAACGACUAGCGGAAAACUUCAACGCUCCAAGGCAAAGGAUAUGUUAUUUGGUGGCCUAAUGGAUAAAAAGAUUCUUAUCAGUAUCGGAGAAGAAUCCAAUGAAGUUCCUUCAAAAUCACGCAGCAGAAAUGUAAAAUUUUCUCCACAAGCACCUAUAGUAGACUUGAAAUCAAUUGAACGAAAGAUAUGCGUUCAUGUUCACCGAAUUUCUAAAUUGGCAGCCAAGAAACCAGUUAGUGAAAUCGAUGUUCAAGCCAAUUUAAUCACGUCUUACGGGUUCGAUUCACUCGGAGCUGUGCAAUUAACGGCCUGCCUCAAAGAAGAAUUUGGCAUUGAAGUCGCUCCUGCUCUUUUGAUGGAUUUACCAACAAUCUCUGGAUUGGCUGGACAUGUAUUAAAACAGUUACCUCCUCCUUCAAACAUCGCCAGUCAUGUGCACGCCAUUUCAAAAGUGGCAGGAAAGAUCCCCAAAAAUCAACUAAAUGUCAACGCCAAUCUCAUUACUGACUAUGGAUUCGAUUCAUUAGCCGCUGUACAGUUGACUGCUUCAAUGAAGCAAAGUUUCGGUGUUGAGAUUGCCCCCGCCUUAUUAUAUGAUGUGCAUACUAUUGCAGAUUUAAGUGGGCAUGUUAAAAAACUACUCCCAAAAACGGUCAUAAAAAAGAAACAAAAAAUUCGUUCCGUUACUUCAAAAAUUUCUCAAAGAAAAGUUAUAACAAUCGAAGAUGAUGGAAAAGAAGCUCCAAUAGUAGUUCCCUUAGCCCCAAAGAAUGUUGUCAAUAAACGCAACGCACCACUUUAUUGCAUACAUCCAUUAUUGGGUAAUGUGGCAAGUUAUGUCUUUCUCGCAAAGAAUCUCGGGAUUUCCCGACCAGUGUAUGGUAUUCAAGCUCCUAGUGAUGUUGAAGCUGACAUAAAAACCUUAGCUCGAAGAUACGUACGCGCGAUUCAAUUACAUCAGCAGACCCAACCAUAUUAUUUAUGUGGAUAUUCUUAUGGUGGGUUACUUGCCUGGGAAAUGGCAAGAAUAUUACAAGAACUUGGAGCAAAAGUUGGUGGACUUUACCUAAUUGAUGCGCCUGCCCCACUUCAAAAAAGCGUUAGCAGAACAUCAUUGGAUGGUGAGGAACCACAUCUUCUUUGGAAAGAUGAUAUUGAAAAAUUAUUAAAUGAUGUCGACUCUCAAUGGAUGAUUCGAUCGGAAAAUGAAGAUCCUGCUAAAAUAGAAGCGUUCAAGAGACAAGUUGGAACUUUAAUCGCUUCGAUGUAUGCAUAUACAUCAGAUCUUACAACUACCGAAUCAGUUCAACAAUUCCCAAUCCAUUAUUGGAGGGCAAAGGAUUACGCAGGAAAAACGAGCUCAUUACUCCUUGAUCAUCCAUUAUUUCAUGAACCGAACUUUGGUUGGGAACAUUACCGAGGAGAAAUCAUAUUCCACCGAAGUAUACCAGGUCAUCAUUACAACGUAUUACGUGAGGAAACAUCCGGACGGUUGGCCAGAGAACUUGAGACAAAUAUGCCAAAUCAAAGUAGAAGAAGCAGCAUGGAUCUUAGACCGCUAAUGUUAGAGAAACUUGCUACAUCAUCACGAAAAAGUUCACCUACCUCUUCUUCAGCUUCUUUUCCAUUGUUCCGUUCAAAUUCAAAAUCAAAGAAUAUGGCCGAAUUAGUAAUGAAUACACAAGUAAAUGAAAAAAAUUAUUCUUUAUUAAUUUUUACCGUUACCGUUACUCAUCUUAAACAAAAAUCAAUCGUAGCGGUGCAUCAUGUUCCGACAUUGGCAAGUUUGUUAGGAAAGAUUCUUCCAAACACGACGAUAUUAUAUCAAGAUGAUUUUUUCAAGAACGAUGACGAAAUCCCAACUGAUCCGGUGACCAAACUUCCAAAUUGGGAUUGUCAAGGGGCAAUAGAUUUCGAUUCAUUCGUAAAAACGCUUCGUCAUUUACGUAAAACUGGUAUUCUUCCACCAACGUUCGUUUCUAAAGAAAGUAAAAAUAACCGUAAUGAGGUUGGAUCUGCCGAAAUAAAUAACUUGGUUAACGAAUUAUCCGAACGAGUUAUGAAUCUAUUAGAAGAAAAUGGUGAAAAGAAGGAUGAAUGGAGUUUUUUGUUCGUUGAUGGGUUUUUGUUAUAUGUCGAUCAAGACGUUAUCAAUGAAUUGGAUAUUAAAUUAUUCGUUAAAACGAAACGUGAAAUAUUAAAACGACGAAGAGAAGCUAGAUCGGGUUAUGUCACCAUAGAAGGAUUUUGGGAAGACCCACCAAAUUAUUUUGAAAAUAUAGUUUGGCCAAAUUAUGUCCAAGCCAAUAAGCAUAUAUUAAUGCAAUCGGGAGAUUUAGAAAAGGAUGAAAAUUUAGUGUCUAAAAUAAUUAAUGAUGAUUUAAUUAUAUUAGAAUCCGAUGACGUUUCAAUGUUGACUAAAAACAUUGAAACAUCAAUAAUGAAAGUUUUAGAUCAUAUUAAGAAAAAAAUUAUCAAGGAAAAUCAUGUGUUGAUCUGUGGAAUCUGA